AUGGAUUUUGGAGCAGGAAUAAUUCCUUCUGAACCCACAUUUAUCAGUGAAUGGAACUACCUAAAAGCACAAGAUGAUACGAAAAGCGAACUUUUCGUUCAUUUCCCAGAUAGCGUUGACACAACAACAAGACCCGUAAAAGUAACUGUGGAAGUAAGGAUAAAAGCUAGCGGGAACUCGUACAUCUUUAACGCGUUCGGUUCUUCUCCACGAGACGAUGACACUCCAAAAAAAUAUGGCGGAGUUAUAUAUUUCUAUAAUGCAAGUGGUGUUAUUAUUAUGUUGCCAAGCAGUACCAACCAAUUCAAAUCCGGAGGAGCUGUGUAUUGUGGUGAAAAGAAAGAUUGGUAUUACCCAACUUCUCAUCAAAAUAAAACUAUUGAUGAAAUCGAUUUUGUCGAGGCCGAAGUUCGAGUGAAAAUGUGGCAACAAAAGGACAUGCCUCCAAGAUAUGACUCUGGAUUCGUAUACACGAUGACUUCAAGGAACUUAAGCAAAGGAGCAGUAGUGACUUACUUAGAAGUGCCAGUCAAGAUACAUCCAGAUAUUGUGGUAGUACAAGCUGAACCAGUGAAUCCGUUUUCUAGGAUGCCUGGAUUGAUUUCAGAAGGAAACGGGAUGCCUGCAUGCCUUAGAUGUGGUUUUCAAACUGGAAGUCUGACGUUUGCAUUCAAUGCUUCUCAUGUUCGCCUAUGGGUUAAGUCGUUAUAUCCAAUAAUAAGUGCAAUGGACGGAUGGGGAAGAAACGAGUAUUAUCAUUUUGGGACACAUGCAGUUAGAGUCAGAAUCCUUUCCUGGACGCUUGACAGUGCAGUAAACUCGAGUGGAAUGACAACAAAGAUUGGAGACCAUUCAACCACAACCCCAAAAUUGGUCUUUCCAAGUGAAACUGUCACAAAAGAUUUACUUGUGCAGGUUUUGAUUCGUCCCUUGAGUGGCCCCAAUGGUAAUUUCUCGUUUUAUGGAGCUGGUUCAGUGGUCACGUUUCGUGGUUAUGGAACUUCACACAGAUAUUCUGGACUUGUGUUCGGCUACAACAACUUCGGUGUUUACGUCUGGAGAGUGAAACCUACCAACAUGUCGUACGUGUUCGAUAUUGAUUAUCCAUGGGGAAGUGGACGACAAAAACAACAAACAAAUGACGUGGAAAUCGACAUUCGUGUGAUUGGAUUGAUGAAGAAAGCUAAAAGAAAAUGUAUGUGUCCUUGUAAUAAGGUUCAUGCAGUAAGGUACACAAGCACCAACGAAGAAGCAUUAACGAAAGAAAUUGUGAAGAUGAAAAAAGAACUCAUGGUUUUAAAAAAUGAAACAUCUGUUGCCAUGAGAAGAAAGAUCAGUGUAAAAGAUUCACGGCCGUCUGCCGCAGCUUCUGGUGCUGUUUGGGUGAUAUUUCUGUUAGCUAUGGUUGGUUUCAUCGUUAUUCCGGAUGUGAUAUCAGGGGUUAGAUUUAUUUUAGAUUUUGGAGCAGGAAUAAUUCCUUAUGAACCCACAUUUAUCAGUGAAUGGAAAUACGUAAAAGCACAAGAUGAUACGAAAAGCGAACUUUUCGUUCAUUUCCCAGAUAGCGUUGACACAACAACAAGACCCGUAAAAGUAACUGUGGAAGUAAGGAUCAAAGCUAGCGGGAACUCGUACAUCUUUAACGCAUUCGGUUCUUCUCCACGAGACGAUGACACUCCAAAAAAAUAUGGCGGAGUUAUAUAUUUCUAUAAUGCAAGUAGUGUUAUUAUUAUGUUGCCAAGCAGUACCAACCAAUUCAAAUCCGGAGGAGCUGUGUAUUGUGGUGAAAAGAAAGAUUGGUAUUACCCAACUUCUCAUCAAAAUAAAACUAUUGAUGAAAUCGAUUUUGUCGAGGCCGAAGUUCGAGUGAAAAUGUGGCAACAAAAGGACAUGCCUCCAAGAUAUGACUCUGGAUUCGUAUACACGAUGACUUCAAGGAACUUAAGUAAAGGAGCAGUAGUGACUUACUUAGAAGUGCCAGUCAAGAUACAUCCAGAUAUUGUGGUAGUACAAGCUGAACCAGUGAAUCCGUUUUCUAGGAUGCCUGGAUUGAUUUCAGAAGGAAACGGUAUUUAUGGGUAG
Messenger RNA from Saccostrea cuccullata (small rock oyster), 2082 nucleotides. RefSeq lists its product as uncharacterized. Bases 1 to 2082 code for a protein of 693 amino acids. The record is from RefSeq and is a predicted model, not a curated record. The transcript has 11 exons. Lineage: Eukaryota; Metazoa; Mollusca; Bivalvia; Ostreida; Ostreidae.